Vespa mandarinia (Asian giant hornet) is the source of this 4136-nucleotide messenger RNA. RefSeq names its product Choline acetyltransferase (gene ChAT). Gene Ontology annotation, biological process: neuromuscular synaptic transmission; acetylcholine biosynthetic process. Lineage: Eukaryota; Metazoa; Arthropoda; Insecta; Hymenoptera; Vespidae. The record is from RefSeq and is a predicted model, not a curated record. Gene Ontology annotation, cellular component: cytoplasm; neuron projection. Gene Ontology annotation, molecular function: choline O-acetyltransferase activity.
CCGUGAAUGACUCGACGGAGGAAAAUCGACCGGACGUCGCCGCGACUCUAAGCGGUUUGUUCGCCGGACUUCCGACCUUGGCGGGUCCCCAACGACUUGCCAAUUCCCUCAGGCAGAGAUUUGCUAACAAUUCUGGUUACCCCCGGCCCGGCCUGAUGCGCAUCGUCCCAAUCGCGACGAUCUCCUCGUCACGCUCGCUCGCAAGGUCGCACAUGCUGAUCGCGAUUAGUUCCUCUCGUUAGUUCUACUAUCAUCACUAAGGUCCACCGAAGAAUUCUGGAUACUACUUGUUCCGGCAAAUCAGCUACAGGAUGACGACGUUACCGAUAAUCAACAUGGAGAUUGGCGAGCUGAAAGAGAUCGUUUGGACGAAGCUACAAGAGCCAAAAGCGCAACGUAAGCUCGUCCUGGUGAUCGUAUCGGUUGCGUUAUUGCUUGACAACAUGCUGUAUAUGGUGAUCGUACCGAUAAUACCACAUUAUUUAAAAUACGUCAAUACGUAUGGGGAAGAAGACGAACAAGGGAAUGUAACCGUUCCUAUAUCGCAUCAUGGACAAGACUCGGCAACGGGAGUGUUAUUCGCGUCUAAAGCGAUCGUACAGCUGAUGGUGAAUCCGUUUUCGGGUGCGCUAAUCGAUAGAAUCGGUUAUGAUAUUCCAAUGAUGAUAGGCUUGUGCAUCAUGUUCCUAUCGACGGCCGUAUUCGCUUGCGGCAAGAGCUAUGGUGUAUUGUUUUUUGCUAGAAGCCUUCAAGGAGUGGGUUCGGCUUUUGCGGACACUUCUGGUCUUGCUAUGAUAGCCGAUCGCUUCACUGAAGAAUCAGAACGUUCAAAGGCUCUUGGAAUAGCUUUGGCCUUCAUAAGUUUUGGCUGUUUAGUAGCUCCGCCAUUUGGUGGUGCUUUGUAUCAAUUCGCUGGUAAGGAGAUGCCUUUCUUGAUAUUGGCUUUCGUCAGCUUGGCCGACGGUUUUAUGUUACUGCUAGUAAUGAAACCUAUGAAGGAACAAUUGAAGGAAAGACAUCGCGAACAUACACCGACGAUACCAAUUUGGCGACUUUUAAUGGAUCCCUAUAUCGCUGUAUGUGCUGGUGCUCUCAUGAUGUCGAACGUAGCUUUGGCCUUUUUGGAACCAACCAUCUCACUUUGGAUGGAAGAUCACAAUAUAACUCACGAUUAUUGGAAGAUGGGUAUGAUCUGGCUACCAGCAUUCUUCCCUCAUGUCUUCGGCGUCAUAAUUACCGUCAAAAUGGCCAAACAGUAUCCCCAACAUACAUGGUUAAUGGCAGCCGGUGGUCUUGCUCUGGAAGGUCUCUGUUGCUUCAUCAUUCCAUUUUCGACCUCGUACAAGGCCUUAAUGAUUCCAAUUUGUGGAAUCUGUUUUGGCAUUGCUCUUAUCGAUACUGCUCUUUUACCGACGCUUGGAUAUCUCGUGGACGUCAGAUAUGUGUCAGUUUACGGUAGUAUCUAUGCCAUUGCAGACAUUUCCUACAGCAUUGCGUAUGCAGUUGGUCCUAUAAUAGCCGGUGGUGUAGUUGAAGCAAUCGGUUUUACGGCUCUUAACAUUGGCAUAGCCUUUUCAAAUCUCCUUUACGCACCUGUUCUUUAUUAUCUCCGACAUAUUUAUGAUUUCAAGCCAUUCCAAGACGAAGCUAAUGUAUUAAUGCAAGAUCCACCCGACAAAGAAUAUCAAACUUAUGUACUUCAAGAGCAAAGACCGAUAUCCGGUGAGCUUGGUAAUCAUUUAAAUCAAACUCGAAUGGAAACGGACGUCGAUCAAAAUUAUGAUCCAAAUUAUCAGACUAUGCAAAAUACAGGAUAUGAUCAAAGUGGAUACGGUCAAAAUAUUGGAGCUCCUGCUUAUAAUCAAGCUAGUGGUUACGAGCAACAAGCUCCUACGUAUGACCAACAACAAACACCUUUAAAUUAUGCACAACCAGUCGGAUAUAUACAACAACCGCAACAACAACAACCAUCAUUAUUACAACAACAACAACCUUAUACACAACAGGAGAUGCAAGAGCAACGGGGAUCGCAAAUGGAUGUGAAUCCGUUCAGAAGAGUUCCUCCUGAUGUAAUUGAACAACAAAGACCAGCCGGUGACAGCAAUCCUUUUAGGCAAGGAUUGUAUUAGUCAUAUAUUAUCAAUGAUAAAAAAAAAAAAACAAAAAAAAAAAAAGGAAGAAUAGCACAUUCGGGAUAAUUUAUGAUCCUGAUCGACAUCGAGUGUUCGAGACUAGUCUUCGAAAGACAUAGGCUUCCAGUUAUGAACAAAGAAGAAGAAAAUGAUGUCUCGUAAGGCAUGAUAGGACACUAUCUAUUCAUUUUAUAAUCAAUUCAAAUCCCAUUGGUAUAACCUACGCGUUUUUUCGACUUUCAGUGCUUCAUACAUAUAUAUUCCUCGAUAAAAGAAGAAAUUCAUAUAACACACAACGAAUCUCUCAACGUUAUCACACACAAUCGAACUAAUAAUAUCUUUAUAACAAUUUAUUGCUUGAAAAUUUCAUAAUAGAGAAGAAAAAUGAUAAUCAGACCAGUGAAAUCAAAUACCUUACAUCUAUAAUUCGCUUAUCUAAUGGAAUUCGAUAUAAAUCUAUUUGCUAAAAAAAAAUAUCGUUGGCCUGUAAUACAUACAUCCAAAAGAGGAUCAACAUUAAUCACGGGAUAUACUAUUAAAAUAUACCAGAAAAAGAGAAAGAGAGAGAAAGAGAGAGAAAGAGAGAGAAAGAGAGAGAAAGAGAGAGAAAGAGAGAGAAAGAGAGAGAGAGAGAGAAAAAGGUAUCAGGAGCUAGUAUUUUACGUUUUCGAGUUUCACCUUUAAAACAUGCAAUUAAGCAGGAUACGAAGGAGGCAAGAUUAACGUUCCUGUGAGUGUAAUUUGACUAAUUAUCAAACCACCACCAGGGAACUAUUUGUUAUGAAGGAUUGGCAAAACGAUUAUGGAUAGAAGAAUCGCUUAAAGAAAAGAUGGUGCUAAAAAUUACAGUAUAUCGAGACAAGCAUAAUUACGUAGAGAGAAAGAAAGAAUACGUGAGAAUGAACGAAAGAGAGGAAGAGAGAGAGAGAGAGAGAGAGAGAGAGAGAGAGAAUGAUAUCAAUUACUUCUACAAAGUGUGAAUGAAUAGAAAGAGAAGGAGAGAUAUCCGCGUAUGAAGGCUUCCACUCAGCAAGGACCUUCUUUCACGGAUUGCCAUUGGCAAGUUUUCCGUUUUUAUUGUUUCUUUGAAAACAUUUUCAUUGCUGAAUCGAAAUACCAUAUCAUUAAUUAAGACAUCAAAGAGAGAUCUAGAUAUAUAAGGCUUUAAUAUUAGGUAAUUUAAUUCUAUAGGAAAAGAGAUGCAAUUUCGAAAAUAUGUCUCUAUUAUUCAAAUGUUCAUCAGUGAUUAAGUACCUAUAGGGUUAACUAACGUAAUCACGUUAAACCCUUUAAGUUACUUUUACAUUAAAGAGAAGGUGCAAUAUUAGAAAAAAAAAAAAAAAAAAAAAAAAAAAAAAAAACAUAUCUGUAUUAUUAUCAUCAAUUUAAUUUUCAUAUCGAGUGUCCCAAAUUCGAGUCAUAUUCAUUUAGGUAACACUUAAAAUUAGACGUAUGUACGACGUCUCUAUAUAUGUAUGUAUAUACAUGUUAAUUAUUUAUAUAUAUAUAUAUAUAUGUAUAUAUAUAUAUAUAUAUAUAAACAUAUAUAUAUCAUAUUAGCCGAUAAACUCGUGCGGGAAACUUUGUAAUAAAAUUAUAUCUUCGUUAAACGAAGAUAGAAAGGUAAAUAUAUGUACGUUUGAAAAUAUCUAAUUCGUUUUAUAUAAACGUUAAUGAAAAAUUUAAUUAUUAUCAAAAUUAGAAAAAAAAAAAAAAAUGUAUGCGUUAGGAAAAUGCCAGCUGGAUUUAUUUGUUUUCUCAAUAUACUUCGUAUACAUACAUAUCUCUCAAUCGUAUUUAUUUAUUUAUUUAUUUGAUACGAAUUUGAUCAUUGAUAUCAAGUUUCACGAACGAGUUCGAGGCACGUUCGUACCUACUCGUCAAUAUUCAAUGGCGUAUCGCGAGGAACAAUUAAAUCAAUUAUUAGCACGAUUGCGAUUGAGACACUAAAUUUGGUGUAUUUUCAUCGUAAUAAAGAGGCCGUGUUACGGAUUUUCAAACUUC